Dendroctonus ponderosae (mountain pine beetle) is the source of this 258-nucleotide messenger RNA. RefSeq names its product 60S ribosomal protein L38 (gene RpL38). Gene Ontology annotation, cellular component: ribosome; cytosolic large ribosomal subunit. The record is from RefSeq and is a predicted model, not a curated record. Gene Ontology annotation, biological process: protein-RNA complex assembly; translation. NCBI's taxonomy places the organism in Eukaryota, Metazoa, Arthropoda, Insecta, Coleoptera, Curculionidae. Gene Ontology annotation, molecular function: structural constituent of ribosome.
AACAUACUUCAAAAUGCCGAGAGAACUUACGGAAAUCAAGGACUUCCUUCUCACAGCCAGGAGGAAGGAUGCUAAAUCCGUCAAAAUAAAGAAGAAUGCGGAGAACACCAAGUUCAAGGUGCGCUGUUCAAGAUUCUUGUACACGCUUGUUAUCACUGACAAGGAGAAGGCCGAGAAAUUGAAACAGUCUCUUCCACCAGGUCUCCAAGUCAAAGAAGUAAAAUGAAUCAAUGACGUUUUAAUACAAUAUUUUUAGGA